Molecule: messenger RNA, 1872 nt
Organism: Anopheles gambiae (African malaria mosquito)
Lineage: Eukaryota; Metazoa; Arthropoda; Insecta; Diptera; Culicidae
Exons: 4
Coding region: 271-798 (175 amino acids)
Biological process (GO): positive regulation of voltage-gated potassium channel activity; regulation of synaptic transmission, cholinergic; sleep
Source: RefSeq, a predicted model, not a curated record
CGGACCUAGGUGGGGAGGGAAAGCUCAUUAGCUCGCGCCACUUGCUGCUGCAACCUUUGUAACAGCAUAGUGGCCAUAUUGGCACAUUUCGUCGUGACUCGUGCCAGUGUACGGUUGUUGUGUUCCGCGUCUUGUGGCAGCUUCUCUCAAGGUUAACGUGAAGUAGUUACGCAAGGCAGGCAGGUGAAAGCAGCCAGUGGCGCCAAAAAGGCUCUCAAAAGUUUUCCCAUACAGUUUCCGAACGUCCCAGAGCACUCGCAACGACCCACGAUGAUGUCCUCGCUGCAGUCCGUGUUUCUCGUUAGCUUACUGGUGAUUGCGGUAUUCAUCCAGAAGGGUGAUGCCAUCCGUUGCUUCGAGUGCAACAGUGCGGAGGACUCGACCUGCACGCACGACAACCCGCCGGACUCGAUGUCGGUCGACUGCAACGACCACAAGGACGGCAACAAGUACACCUUCUGCCGGAAGAUUGUCCAGAUCAUCGAGUUCCCGGUGAACAACCUGCCACCAGACAACCGAGUGAUCCGUGGAUGCGGCUGGGAUGAGUCCUCCUACAAGGUACGUAGCCGCGCGGGUUUAACCUCUUCCAUUCAUGUCGAUCCCCCCGGAUGUCACUCAUCGUUUUCGUGCGUUCGUUUCUUUCUCUACACACAGGGCCGCUGCUACCAGCGCUCCGGGUUCGGUGGACGUCAGGAGGUGUGCGCCUGCUACGAUGACAAUUGCAACGGUGCAUCCUCGCUGUCCGUCACCUUCGGCGUGCUGCUGUUCGGUGCAAUCGCUUUCCUGAUUCGUGCUUAAUCCAAUCAACGGUUCCAAUUCCACCGGCACAUAUCCACCACCGAACAGGCUAGUGGAGAGCUCUAGUUUCUUUCUCUAAUUCGCCUCUCCUCCUGUCCCGCCGGUUGACUACUUCCCUUUUUUCUCUCUCUUCGGGGCUCGGGAAGGAGGAGAAGGAUCAUCGCUUUUUCCAUCACGAAUUGACCAAGUCAAUAGCGGUGAAAGUUGUGAAAGUGUGUGUGUGUGUACACACACGUUACGGAUUUAGUUUAAGGAUUCCAAAAAAACACAUUCCAACGUUGCGGAAUUGUUUCAAUUCAGAUUUAUCCCAUUCGAUGGUAAUCAUUCCACCAACAAACAAAAGGAUCCCGUUUUCCUUCCCGUUGUUGUUGAUCUUGUCAGUGUUAGUCAAGUCUCGAUCGACUAAUGGCCCAACGUGCGCAUCCCCCCUUAUAAAGCAUCGAGCAUCAAGAUUUUUUUAAAAUACAACCGACCGAAUCGAAUCGACGAGGUGUACGAAUUUUGUAAAAAAAAAUGUCUACGUUACGCUAUUUUAAGAACCCGAAUCUAAUGCAAAACGCGUUUCGUGCUGCGCCAUGCUGCUUCGCCAUCGAGCGAAAGAGCGUGUGCAGACGCGGUAGUAGGGAAGAAACAUUUAUUGUGGCAGCGCAAGUGUUCAACCAGAAAAUGCAUCAGACAGAGUUUAGAUUUUAAUAGAUUAUUUCGUUACAGAUAUAAUAGCAGACAGGCCGGCGUCGCCCGCGGUACAAGCUUAAUACACACACACAAAACACGACGAAACGGAAACGGCGCGCACCGCCCGCGUAUGUUUCACCUUUAAUAAUACCAUUUAAAGAUAAAAACAAGAAAAAUCAGUUUAAAAACAGUAACACGAGAGAGACACAUAAAAAAACGCAAAUUGCAGCAGCAGCAGCAGCAGCAGCAGUAGUAAGAAUAAUGCAAACACAGCAGCAUCAAGCCCCCCAUCUCCAUUGUCCUUUAGGGAGCGCCUAGGGAAAGAGUGUCGGGAUUGUUAGAAGUAUAAUAAAAGCUGAAUAAAUAAAACAGAGAAAACUCGAGAAAAAUAAAACAAAA